AUGACCGAUAAACGCACUUUCAACGACCUCGGCUUGGACUCUUGGCUGGAAGACGCACUACGGACGCUGUCUAUCAAAGAGCCGACUGAAAUUCAGCGAGCAUGUAUACCCGAAAUUCUCGCUGGGCGAGACGUAGUAGGCAGUGCGACGACGGGAAGCGGAAAGACUGCUGCGUUUGCUUUACCAAUUUUGCAGAAGUUGGCGGAGGACCCGUAUGGGAUAUUUGCGCUCGUUGUGACGCCAACGAGGGAGCUAGCCUUUCAGAUUGCGGAGCAAUUUAGGGUAUUAGGCGCGGGGAUCAACCUGAAGCAAUCGGUCGUUGUCGGUGGUUUAGACAUGAUGAACCAAGCGCUCGAACUCUCCCGCCGUCCCCACGUUAUCGUCGCAACACCCGGCCGCCUCGUCGACCACAUCAACAGCAGCUCGAACGCCAUCAGCCUGAAACGACUGAAGUUUCUGGUUCUCGAUGAGGCGGAUCGGUUACUAGACGAUACAUUUGCGGAGGAUCUGGAAGCCAUUUUGGAUCAGUUGCCGAAGAAACGACAGACGCUGCUGUUUAGUGCUACUAUGACGGAUGAAAUCAAAGGGUUGAAGUUCAAGGAGGGGGUUAAGCCAUUUGUUUACGAGUGUAAUACCAGAUUCGACACAGUAGAAAAGCUCGACCAACGCUACAUGUUCAUUUCCUCCACCGUGCGCGACGCCUACCUCGCGCACCUGAUCCGCACCACCUUCGAAGGCAAAACGAUGAUCAUCUUCACUGGCAAAUGCCGGACGUGCGAGCGGCUGCGCAUCACACUGCGGGAGCUGGGCCUGAAGUCCACCGCGCUGCAUGCGCAGAUGAGCCAGGCGGAUCGGCUGGGGUCUUUGGCGAAAUUCAAGUCGGGGAUUGUGCCGAUUUUGCUGGCUACUGAUGUGGGCAGUCGUGGUCUCGACAUCCCAACAGUCCAAGUCGUCCUCAACUACGAGCUCCCCGCUGACGCCACCGACUACAUUCACCGAGUCGGACGAACAGCGCGUGCGGGCCGCGGCGGUCUUUCCCUCUCCUUCGUCACGCAACAUGACAUCAACGUGCUGCUCAACAUCGAGAAGAAGAUGGAUAAGAAGAUGCUGGAGAUGAAUGUGGUCGAGAAUGAUGUGUUAGGGAUCCUGAAUGAGGUCGCAUUGGCGCAGAGGGUUGCUAAUAUGGUAUGUGAGGCUGGGAAGAUGCUCUCGUCCGGCGUUCGUUUAUGGCUGACUCCUUUCGCGUUACCUCUUGCAGCACCUGGUUGA
Molecule: messenger RNA, 1269 nt
Organism: Fimicolochytrium jonesii
Lineage: Eukaryota; Fungi; Chytridiomycota; Chytridiomycetes; Spizellomycetales; Powellomycetaceae
Product: P-loop containing nucleoside triphosphate hydrolase protein
Exons: 6
Coding region: 1-1269 (422 amino acids)
Molecular function (GO): ATP binding; nucleic acid binding; RNA helicase activity
Source: RefSeq, a predicted model, not a curated record